Molecule: messenger RNA, 1113 nt
Organism: Diachasmimorpha longicaudata
Lineage: Eukaryota; Metazoa; Arthropoda; Insecta; Hymenoptera; Braconidae
Product: superoxide dismutase [Cu-Zn]-like
Exons: 5
Coding region: 157-777 (206 amino acids)
Biological process (GO): superoxide metabolic process
Molecular function (GO): copper ion binding
Source: RefSeq, a predicted model, not a curated record
GUUAUAGUUAAUGGUAAAUAAAAGGGUUUGGAGGGGAGAAUGACGCGGGGUCGCCGGACUGCCUCCGGCAACCGAAUAUAAGCUGAUCAUUUUCGCUCCAGCAUCCAUAGCCAGUCUUGUACUCAGUGCCUGUCAAACCGAAACUAGAUUACAAACAUGAAAGUCAUUGCCCUCAUCUUGGUGAUCGCCUCAGUCGCUGCUGCACAGCAAAUUCAAGCCGUGGUAAGGAUUAUGCCCCAUAAUUCACAAUCAACGGCGAACGGCACGAUCAAGUUCAUGCAGGAUAAGCCUAAUGGACCUGUCACUGUGACUGGAACAAUUACUGGAUUGAAACCUGGCAAGCAUGGAUUCCAUAUCCACGAGAAGGGAGACCUCACUCAGAACUGCACAUCAUUUGGUGCCCACUUCAAUCCCGAGAAUAAAACUCACGGAGCUCCUACGGACACUGAAAGGCACAUUGGAGAUCUUGGAAAUAUUGAAGCCAAUGACCAGAGUGUAGCUACCAUCCACAUCGUUGAUAAAGUCAUCUCCUUGAGUGGACCUCACAGUAUCAUUGGACGUGGUGUCGUUGUUCACAGUGGUGUUGAUGACUUGGGGAAGAAUGAAGACCAAGGAUCAAAAACCACUGGCAAUGCUGGUGAUCGUGUAGGAUGCGGUGUUAUCGGUAUCAUGUCCCCAACCGGAAAACUGCCAGGUUCAUCAGCUACAACUAUGUCUCAUACCAUUGGCAUGCUUCUACUGUCAGUAGUCAUGACAUUUUUUGGUCAACAAGGCUGAAUGAAUUCUCUCAUCUCAGAUAUAUAUCAUCGUCAUCAAGCGCAUAGGCAAGAUCCAAAGAAAAUUAAUUACUUAAGUUAUAUAUUCUUUGAAUACUUAGUAUUUAUAAUAACCAACUUUGUCCAUUUUUUGUAAUUAUUUAAAUGUCUCAUGAGACACUAGUAAUUUUAUAAAUGUUUAUGACUGUUUGUCACGGAUAUCUAUGGUACUUAAUGAUUGUACAUAUUUUACAAUUAUUUCUUGAUUUUACUGUAUGGAAAUAAUUUCGGUUUGUAGGGAAUUAUAUUUUGGAGAAUAUACAGCUUUUGAAAAAUAAAUAAAUGGGAAUAGUUCUAA